Panonychus citri (citrus red mite) is the source of this 3015-nucleotide messenger RNA. RefSeq lists its product as uncharacterized. Lineage: Eukaryota; Metazoa; Arthropoda; Arachnida; Trombidiformes; Tetranychidae. Bases 236 to 2251 code for a protein of 671 amino acids. The record is from RefSeq and is a predicted model, not a curated record. The transcript has 7 exons.
UUGUUUAGUUGAAGUUGAACUUUUAAUGAGAAAACAUUGAUAAUUUAUCUUAACUGUAAUUCCAAUGUGCUGAUUUGACCAUUUGGUCAACAACAGAAAAGAAAAGGACAAUGAUUAUUGUUAAAAUUAAUUCUCACAACUGUUAAUCACUUAUUACGAUUGUGAUCAACAAUUAAUUUCUAUUAGUGGUUCAAAUGAUUUACUCUCGUUAUUGAGAAGAAGACAAAAAACAACAAUGGUUUUAAUUGAUUCUCAUAAGCCAAUUUGUGGAUUUACCAAUUCGAAAGUGUAUUCAUCAUCAUCAUCAUCAUUAUCUUCACCAUCAACAUCAUUUCAUGGUGAUUAUUAUACCAUGAGAAGUGUUAAUUGUGCAAAUAGAUCAAUAUUUAAACCAGUUAAUUGUUCAAUAUCUUAUUAUAUGAAUUGGAUUGUAAAUAUUUUGUUAAAAGUGAUCAUAUGUUUCAUUUUGAUACCGAUUAUCAUCUUACCUUUAUCAUCAUCAUCAUCAUCUCUAGUCCAGUCAAAACGACAACCUCCAGGAAUCAACUUAAUGAAAGGCCCAUGGUUUGAAGAGGAACCAAGUGAUACUUUAAUUGUUAAUCAACCAGUUAGUCUUAAGUGUAAAGUCCAUGAUGUUUUAUCUGCCCAAUUUCACUGUAAUCAUGGUCAUGAAGAGGAUAUAAGGAAACGGACAACAAGCCAGAAUUACGUUGACCCUGAAACUGGACAGUUAAUUUUUGAAUUAACACUCAAUGUGAAUAAAAGUGAUAUUGAUUAUUUUACAAAUUCUUUGGCUUCGAUAACCGCUGAUAAUUCAGAUCAUCAUGGAUUAUUAAGUGAUGAAAUGUUACCCUCAUCAUCAUCAUCAUCAUUUGAUCAUCUUCUUAAUCUUCAUCAUUCUGAUCAUUCAUCAGAUAAAUUAGUAUAUAAAUGUUGGUGCACUGCUUUUGGUGGAGCAUCAAGAGUAAACAUUGACAGUCGCAAGGCCUCAGUACAAUUUUCAUGUUUCAAUUGUGAUGAUGAUUCAGCCGAAAUACCAAAUUGCUACAAAAUUUGUGGUCCCGUUGACGGUCAAUGGUCUCCUUGGACAUCUUGGUCAACUUGUUCCCAUGAUUGUCAGCAGUUUCGUCAUCGUACCUGUACAAAUCCUCCAGCCAAAUAUGGUGGACGAGACUGUCCUGGUCCUGAAUCACAUGUGAAAAACUGUACUGGUGGAUUGUGUCGUAAAUUAGGUGAAUUUCAAUUAACUCGGUCAGAAGAGGAUUCACAACUUCAAUAUCCUAAAUCAAGUUCAGCAUCUCCAUCUGAUGACCGGAAACCGGAAAUAUACAUCUUAUGCUUCGUGAUUGCCAUUUCAACAGCUCUUAUAUGUUUAGCUGUUUUCAUUUACGUCCUAAUGAGCCAACGUCGAUACAAACAACCUGGAAGUAUGAUUGGUGAUGAUGGAGGAUGCGAGGAAGAUGGACAGACAAUGUUACUAUUGAUGCAACAACAGAAACAACAAAAUCAACAACAACAACUACAACAACAAUUUAAUCUCACACCACAACAUACUCAACAAGCUCAGCAAUCAUCACAAUCUGAAUAUAUUUACUCAAAUGAAAGUAUAAUUCCUAAUUCAGUCAGUCCGGAGGAGAAGAUGCAUUUAAUUAGUAGAUUGAAUGCUUAUAAUGGUAACAUAAUUGAUCACCUAGUUGUCCGUCGAGAUGCCUUACGGGCAAAUUGUCCAACCAUUGAGACAACCAGCCUUAAUCAAACACCGAGCCAUCAUUCAAUUUCAAGCCAAUUGGGACAUCAGUCAAUUGGACAACAACAACAACAACAACAACAACACCAGCAAACAAUGUACGUUACAAGAUCUUCACCAUCUCCAGCAAGUUGUUGUAAUACCAACUCAUCAACUCCCCGCCUUGGUAAAAUGUCUUCCCGUUCUGGUGCAACACCGCCUUCAUCCUCUUCAGGCAAUACAACGGUCACUGCGACAAGUGAAGACGAAAAUUAUUAUGAAAGUGAAGCAGAUUAUGCCGAACCUUUUGUCUCAAAUUUUUCACUUUUCACUCCAGAAAGGAAACCACCUCUUCCUUCAACACGUCCUCCGUCCGCUCGAACCGAUGACCAUGCGUCUGAAAAUAAUUUAAUUCGUGCCAAUAACGAUAAUCGUCCACAACAACAACAACAACAGCAACAAUCAACGGAACCCUCUUUUCUUGGAGAAACGUUAUUCCUUAGAUCAGCAACAAAAUGGCGAUGAUAAUGUUACCCUGAAAGAAAACAACAAGAGUUGAUUAGAACAAAGGAAACAACAGUUACUAAACCAUUUAAUAAAUCAUUGUAAUUAAUCCAGUAAAAGAGAUAAUUUAACACAGGACAAAAUGGACACCUGAAAAUGUUGAAAUCAAAUGUUAAAUAUUAAUGAUAAAUAGAAAAGAUAGAAAACAAUUAAGAUUCUCAUUCAUUAUAAUCUUCCCUUUUUUAUAUGUACGUUAAAUUAUCUUUAACUUCACCAUUUUCACCUUCACUUUCAAUUCUUAAUGAUCAACAAUUUAUUUGUUAAUUUUUAAACUUACAUUUGUUUGUCCCAUGUAAAGAAAUAAAAAAAAACAAUCACCUACAAAUCCAUUGUCUUCAUAAUCUUCAGCCAUGAUCAUUGGUUUUCCCUCCAAUUUUUUAUCACUCAAUUUGGCACAAUUCGUUUCUUUUUCACAAUUAAACAGACAACCAUCAUCGCCACCAUCAUGGUAAAUUAUCAUCUGUACACAUCACCAAGUUGAACAAUUAAAAAAAAAACAAACAAAAUAUUAAACCAAAUUUGACUCACAUGAAAUUGUUGAAACACAAAAAGAGUAAUAAAAAUGUAAAAAUAAUCACCAAUUUGGAGGAAAACAAACAAACGGGUUAAACUAAAGAUAAACUAAAAGCCUUAAAAGGACCAAGUUAACUCAGAAUCUACAAUCAAAUGGACAGUAAUGUAAUAAGAAUAAAAAAAAGAAAUAAAAUUAAUCUAAAUUAAUCUAA